Messenger RNA from Dimorphilus gyrociliatus, 4855 nucleotides. Lineage: Eukaryota; Metazoa; Annelida; Polychaeta; Dinophilidae. The record is from the annotation of a GenBank genome assembly.
AAUGGAUAGAAUGGAAAUAGAUGAGGAGACAGUUCAAGAAUUCUUUAAAGAAAUAACAAAAUGCGAAAAGGAAAUGAGUUCAAUUUUAACAAUCUUCACGCCUGAAAGAGGACAAACUUUUCUCAAUUCAAAAUUCCUUUUUGAUAGUCUUCAAACUCAAAUUAAAAGAACGAAUGAUUGGCGUGACAAGGUUAUCGAGUUACGUGAAAGGGGACAGUGUAUUAUGGUUUCUGGAGAGCCAAUUAUACACAAGCGUUUUCUCAGCUUGUGUUCAAUAAAAAGUGGAAAUGUUCAAUUGUCUAAAGGAGAGGAGUUUUUUAUUGAGGAAGCGCAAGGUGAAAGAGUUAAAGUAAAAACCUCUAAAGGUGACGAAGGUCUUAUACCCGCUCUAUCUUGUAUUAUUCCAUCUCCGGACCUGUCCGCUAAAAAUGCUACAGAGAGGUUGCAACUAGUCUUGUUGGCAGUCUUAAACGAUUCUUGGAAAAGGUUUCGUUCUGCGCUCGUUCAGUCAGUCGCUUAUAAUUCAAAGCAUACGGCUUAUGAUUGGAAGAGAAAAGUAAAACCUACUAAAGCUGGAAACCGUGACAGAGUAUCAAGAAGAUUUAAAAGAUUGAAUGAAGUCGUUGUCAAAUUUCCGUCAAAUUUCGAUAUAUCCAAAUUACACAAGGCUUUGUUCAGCUUAGAACGAGAAUUAGUUGAUUGUAAAGCAAACGAGAAUAUAAUAGAGACUAUAGCCUAUCUUGACAAAGCAACAUUAUGUUUUGAAUCGUUCACGAAACAAUACGAUGAUUAUAAAUCGUCCCUGGCUGAGUUAUCUAAGCCUAUUCUGGUUGUAGAACAUUUAAACGAUUUGCAAAAAGAUAAUAGGAGACGAAAUAUUAGAUAUUUAGAGAUGAAAAUGACUUUGACGGAAACGGAAAAAGUUCAAUUUAUCACCUAUAAAGAUAAAAAUGAUAUUGGCCAAUCAACAACAUCUCUACGAACAAGUGAAAGUAAAAAUAUUAUCAGAAGAAAUUCCAAAAAAUAUUUAACUGAAAGAAGUAAAUUCUUAAAAAGGUUACAGAAACUAAAUAAUAUACCAAUCUCUACGGAUAAACCAAAAUACGUUAGAUUUGAGACUGCAUGUCCUAAAUCCAAAGCAAAACUUGAAAACUCUCACGAACUAAAAUCUAUUAAGAAACGGAAAAAUUCUAAGCGCGUGCGUGAAAUGAUAAAGGAAGACCUAAAAAUGGAAAAGAAAUACCCUUAUUCCGGGAUUAGCUCACGUAAUACAUAUAUAAUCAAUGAUCAACCUAAAAAAGACAGCGGCAAAGAUCAAUUAGAAACGAAAAAUAUUAUUUACUCUCAAAAUAAAAUGGAAGGUUGGAAUAUUUCAGAAGCUGUAGAUACCGGAAGUAAUGGAUUAGAUUUAAAUAUACAAGCCAACAGCACGAACAGUAAUGGGAGCUACUCAAGUGAUGGAUUCCUAGACAAACAAACUGCCAAUAGAAGUGUUCAUAGCUUUUCUUCAGAUAACGAAACUGAAUCUCUUCUCCCGAACCAAGAUAGUCCAGAUAAUUCAUCGACUGAUAUACUAGUUGGAGAUGAAUUACCGAUACUUAGUCAUUGUCAAAAUACUGCAUUUAAGAAUUCUUCUGAGACAUAUUCAUCUUUCGAUAAUGAACAGGCUGACGUUAUUGAUAUUGUUUUAAAAGCAAACACUAUUGAGCCAGAUAUUGUUGUGGAUAGUGAAUAUUCAAAAACUAUUCAACUUCCAAGUCCUACUUUGAAACUAGAUAUUCCAAGGGAAAAGGUUAAUAUUGAUACCAACGAAUUUAAAGACGACCAUUUGACGAACGAGAAUGACUGUCAAGAGCCUGAAUUGAACGCAGUUAAUGAUCAAGAUAAAUUACCUUCAGAGGAACAGAAUGCUUCUAUUUCUAAGAGUCAAAUCGAUGAGAGCCCAUAUUCUAUACUCUCGGAUAGGUCAAAUUCGAUCAAUUUGAAAAGAAAUAGAAGUUUCGAGUCGGCACUUAAAUUAACAAUCGAAGAAGAUAACGACAAAAUACCACUUAAUAGUAAUAACUCGAACAUAUCUAAUGUGGCUAAAAAUUCUUUAAUCUCAUCGAACAUUGAUCAUCAAGAACCAUUUAACUCCAAUAAACCGGAAAAAGAAUCCGAAAAAGGAAAGAAAAAUGAUUUUGCAAAAAUUUUAAAAGAGAAAUGGAAAAAAACCUUCUCAAAAACGAAAAACUCGGAUAAAGAUAAAGAUAAAAAAAGGAAAAAUAAUUUCCCCUUCUUUAAGAAAGGAAAAUCAAAGAAAUUACGAUCUAAUGUUGAAAUACCUACAAACGAAUCUCCAAAUGAAGAGCGUAAAGAUACUGCUAGACUCGAUGAUGACGAAGAUCGAUAUCAGCGAUUAGAAUUAAGAAGAAGUAAACUAAGAAAUAGCUGCAGUAAUAUAGAUAAAUUAACCAAGUCGAAGUAUUCGGAACACUCGUUAAAUAGUUACAAAAAGGAAACUACUUCUGAUUUUAAGGAGAAUGAUAGUUUGCAAAGGAUGGAUAUAAGUGAAAAUAAAGAAAAUGUUGAAAACUAUAGUAAAGAGUUUUUGGCAGGUAGAGCAGACUUAGGCAGUAAUAUUAUGCAUACAAAUGUGGAUCCCAUAGGUAAUGUCGAAAACGAAACCCAAAACAAGGCUAACACCUUGUUUGAAGAUGGAAUACAGACAAAAGAGAACCAGGAUUCUGGUAAGGAUAAGAGUUUUGAAAAUUCGAUAGACAGAGAUGGGGAAUUAGAUAAGGGAUAUGAUAGUUUAUCUACCCAAGAUUUUAGUGAUAAUUUUAAUAAUCAUAUAGAAAAAUUAGACGAGUUAAACCCUCGCCAAAGUAGUACUAAUGAGGAAAAAGAGCAAUUUAAUCGUAGUAUUCAUGGUUCAAAUGUAAUCAAUUUUUCGGAACAUAAAUCUGAUUCUAAUGCCGAAAUCGAACAAUCUAAUAUAAUUGAGAAUCCUUUAAAAAUUUCAAUAUCUGGAAUUGGAAGAGAGCUUGCCUCCGAAGUAUCGAGUGUAAGCGACGACUACGUGCUUGCCAAAGAAUAUUUAGACUCACCCAUGCUAGGAUUCAAAUCGUCCGCUUAUUCGACACCAUGUAGCCAUAAAAAACUUGCACUUGAAGAUUCCUCAUUUAGAAGAAUUGGUAAGAAUCAUUUAUUAAAAGGUAUUGAAUCGGAAAUCUCAAGUACGAGCGACGAAUACGAACAAGCAUUGGAAAGUCUUACAAAUAUAAGUAGUGAUUCAAAAGUAGCUUCCGAAACUAAGCUAACAAAUAAUCAUAGACUUUAUGAAACUGGAAUGGUAUCCGGGAACUCGACUGAAAAGAUUGUUAACGUUAAUAAGCAAAACUCUAAGACAGCGAAAGAAAACGAUAAAAAGCAUAAUCUAAAAAAAAAUAUACUUGCAAAGCAAGGAGUAAAUAGAACGGAAAAUGCAAAACCUACAACAUUCCAAUCAGCUGAUGUUGAUACUCUUUUAAAAGAUCAAAGUAAAGCACAGACUAUUGAUCUCAAUCAAGAGGAUUACAGGUGUUGUAUCGAUUUUACUGAUGAGGAUAAAAAGAUUAAGCUUGAGGAUAAUUCUGUUAAGAAUCCUGAAUCUAUCAUAGAUUCUUCAAAAGAUCUCUCUCUCAAUGAUUUUAACGGCGUUAAUAAUGUAAUUAAAACAACGUUUAAUCAUUCCAACACUUCUGCUAUAACCUCAAAAACACUUCGAGAUUCCAGAAAAUCUCAAGUUUAUUCCAAGACAACUGCCAAUGAUGAAUUGGAUGUUACUGACGGAUCGGAUGAUCAAAUAGAAAACGCUUGGCAAGGAGCGAUAAUUAUACGAGAUUUCCAAAAUAGAUCUUCUAUUCGGCGAAGAAGAUCGAAAUCUUUACCUUCCUAUAUAAGAAAAGAGCAUAGAAGUAGACCGACUCCGGUUAAAUCAAUGAAUUAUAAAGCAACUUCAAGCACCAGGCUUGAUUGGAGAAUUUUAUGUUCCAUAAAGCGUCAACUUAUAGCGACAGAUAAUUUGAGAUCAACCAAGAAAGAAACGGAAAAGAAAUUCGUUAUUCGUGGUAUUCUCAAUCCGAACAAUGCCGUGGAGGAGUUUUCUCUCGAGGAAGCAAUUAGUAAGGGUAUAAUACACUUACAAACUGGAAAGUACAUAAACCCCGAGAGGCAAGGUAAAAGGUUGUCAAUGACUAUACAAGAAGCCGUUAAAAUGGGACUGAUUCUCUUGAAACAAGUAGACGAGAUAGAAGGUGCAGAAGAGAGUAAAGAUUUUGGUCUGGUGACUAUUCAAACUUUACUAGAUUGUAGAAACUUUCAUAUUAAAGAAUGCUUGCAUAACGGAAAAUGGAUAGGGGCAGAUGAAGCAAGAAAACUUCACAUUUUAAACGAAUCGGAAGGAGUUUAUCAGACUCUAGAAGAACAAAUAUCCUUAGAGAAAGCAAUCAGAAGCGGUUUAGUUUCAAUUGAGCACGAGGAGUCAAACGAUACUCAUACGGAAGAAGAGGCUGUUGAAUCUUAUUGCAUUCGUGCAGUAGUAGAUCAAAAGAAUAGAGUUUCUGUUCCGUUCCAAGAAGCUAUUGAAAGAGGUCUUUUAGAUCCUAAGACCGCUGAAUAUAUUAAUAACAAAACAGGAGAAAAGGUUUUCCUAGUUGAUGCCUUAGCGAAAGGAUUUCUUAAAGUAACGCAAGUCAACCAUGAAACUUCUCUCGAAUCGAUUGAUCCUGACAAGAGACCGACAGUUGAAAAAGUUAUCGGUCUUAUAAGGAGAUCGGUUGUAACUCCAAUUUCAGUCUAUAAUGCACUAAAAUUACAUAAAAAUGAAGAAUGA